Bombina bombina (fire-bellied toad) is the source of this 1006-nucleotide messenger RNA. RefSeq names its product pleckstrin homology like domain family A member 2 (gene PHLDA2). The transcript has 2 exons. The record is from RefSeq and is a predicted model, not a curated record. Lineage: Eukaryota; Metazoa; Chordata; Amphibia; Anura; Bombinatoridae. The coding region runs from base 137 to 532 and encodes 131 amino acids. Gene Ontology annotation, biological process: positive regulation of apoptotic process. Gene Ontology annotation, molecular function: phosphatidylinositol phosphate binding.
AUUCUAAAGCAUUUCUCACAUUCUGACUGCAAAAGCCGGUGAGGAUAUAAGGAAGCAGAGAGCUCGGUAAAUUAUAAGAGACAGAAACAAGUGAAACAGGAACCGAUAUCUGGAUAAAUCUAGCACCAACCAGAGAAUGAAAAUGCAGGUACAAGAGGUGAUCAUGGAAGGAGAGCUGGAGAAACGAAGUGAUAAUCUCCUUCAGUUCUGGAGAAAGAAAGUUUGUGUCCUAACAAAGGAUAGCUUGAAUAUGUUUGCAGAUGGUCAGAAGAAAUCCAAAUGCAAAGAGUUAAAGUUCCAGUCUAUCAAGAAGUUGGACUGUGUGGAGAGGACUGGAAAGUACAUCUACUUCACUAUAGUCACCAACGACAACAAGGAGAUUGAUUUUCGGUGUCCUGAUGAUAGUUGUUGGAAUGCAACCAUCACUAUGGCUCUGAUUGACUUCCAGAACAAAAAGGCAAUCCAGAAUUUUAAGUCCAUGAGGGAGAAUGAUAGGUGCAGCCCUGAGAUGAGGGUGGCACCGUGUGUGUGACAAAGAAGUCAGCCACAUGUACAGCAACAUGAGACAAUCAAAGAUACCAUUUGCAAUGGACCAAAUGAGAAAUGAGACAAAAUGCCAACAGCGCCAAGUGAAACAGGAAGUCACUUCCUAACAGGGACAAUACAGGUUGACAAAAUGCUAUCUGAGCUAAGCUGUUUGGAAUGUUCGGUUUCCACCCAGAUAUUUAGAAGUACUGAAGAAAGAUUGAUUGAAUAAGAUGGAAGAUCUUUACUAUUUGCAGAGUGUUAUUUAUAUAAUAUUUAUCAUCGGAGACGCAUUAGGCUGCACAAAGCGGAUGUAACCGUAUAAUUUAUUAUUACGCUGAACUUUUGUCUAUGUAUUUAUUUUGAUGGCUGUCUGUCUUAAUAUAUAUAUAUUUUUAUUCAAUUUCAAGAAUAUUAAUUCUAAAUAAAUGUGAUGCAAAAUGUUAAGUUAUUUUAUUAAAAUUGUGUUUUUUAUACAAAA